GGCACUUCUCAGUAUCGGCUAAUCUAUGAAAAGGCAUGUCACUUUCCUGUCGAGCUAGAGCACAAGGCCUUUUGGUCCCUUAAGCCGUUAAGCUUGUAUAUAAGCCUUGCAGGUGCUGAACGCAAGAUGCAGAUGUUGGAGCUGCAGGAAUGGUGUUACCACACCUACGAGAACACCUUGUUGUAUAAUGAGCGGACUAAGCAUCUCCCCGAUGCUCGAUUGUGGGCCCCGAAGGAGUUUCAGGUUGGCGAUCGAGUUCUUCUUUAUAACCCUCGCCUGAAACUCUUUCCUGCAAAGCACCGCUCUAGAUGUUCGAAACCGUUCACGAUCACGAAGGUGUUCCUUUAUGGCACUAUUGAGAUUUCCAACCCGCAAACUGAGCCUUUUAAAGUGAAUGGAAACCGCUUCAAGUUGUAUCUUGAAGGCAAGGUCGAACGAGUGGAGUUGAUGGUUGAACUCGUGGACCCUUAGUUCCACUGGUUGCGUCUAGCUAAAGACGUAAAAGAAAGCGCUUGUGGGGAGGCAACUCCACCAUGUUUUGCAUUUCUUGUACCUUUUCUUUUGAUUUUUGUCUUAUUUGUUUCAUUGUUAUCGUUUCAAAGGAGUUGGCUACCUCGUUUUGGUGAAAAAAAUGGAUGAAACACUGUUCUGGCACCCUGCACGGCCAGGUCACUAAACGGUACGGCCGCUUUUUGCGCAGCCCUGGCUGUGUGAACUUUCUAGAAAACUUGUACAGACAAGGCGGCUCGUUGCACGACCACGUGAAUUUCUCGGCCAGCCCGUACGGAAUUAUCGGCCAAAACGGUAUGGUUGCGUUUUGCGCAAUCCUGGCCGUGUGGAGUUUUUAGAAAACCCGUAUGGGCAAGGCUGCUCAUUGCACGGCUGCGUAGAUUCCUUGGCCAUCCCGUACGGAAUCCUCGGCCGCAUACGAACAAAUUUCUCGUCUGCACGGUCGUAUGCGCUGCCCGUGCAGCGCAACCUGUUGCCUAUAAAUGAGACCCUGUACG
Molecule: messenger RNA, 1007 nt
Organism: Linum trigynum
Lineage: Eukaryota; Viridiplantae; Streptophyta; Magnoliopsida; Malpighiales; Linaceae
Source: the annotation of a GenBank genome assembly